AUGCAAGCUGCGGAGACCGUCAAGUCGAGGAGACGGUCGUCUGCUGCUGCUGCGACUGCCACUGUUGGCACUGGGAGCGGGAACUUUGCACUGCCGCCUCCGCCGACGAGGUCAAGAAAGAUCAUCCAAAUGAAGCCUCCCGUGGAAGAGGUCCCCGAUGACAACGGCGCAAGUACUACAAAUACGACAGCGAAAGGUAAGGCUUCAAAAGCCAGCAUACAGCAGACCACCAAGGGCGCUGCAAGCACCGCCAAAGCCUCAGGUCCAGGCGAGGUGCCACAGUCACAGGGCGGCAAGAAGAAGCAGCCCAGUGCAACGAGUGCGGCAGGGCGGAAGAUUGCAAGGAAGACGGCGCAUAGCUUGAUCGAGCGCAGGAGACGAAGCAAGAUGAAUGAGGAGUUUGCCCUGUUGAAGAGCAUGAUUCCGGCAUGCACAGGUGAGAUGCACAAGCUCGCAAUUCUGCAGGCCUCGAUCGAGUAUGUUCGAUAUCUGGAGGAUUGUGUCUCCAAGCUCCAGGUUCAGCACGAGAACGACCAGACCCGCGCUCAGCUACCCUCUAUCCGGGAGUUCCACCCUACUUUCCGCGAGGAUGACACGGCCGAUGUGGAAAUGACGGACUCGGAUGCUGUCUCGCCGACAUUCACAGCUCAGCCGGAUCACAGCCACCCUGCGCACCUUCGUCACCCGUCAGCAUCGCCAGCCCUUCAUCCCCAGGAUGCUCGGGGGAGACAACAUUCCUACUCUUCCGUGUCGACGGCGGAGCAUCAACGCCAUUACAGCUACAGCACUGCGUCUGGUGCGACGUCGCCAGCCUUCGGUCCGACACAGGGAAUUGGGUAUGCACCGAGCAACGCAGGCUCCGCGCUGACGAGUCCUGCGUUGAACCCGCAGUCAGAUCUCGACCAGGAAGCGACGGCAGCACUGCUCAUGCUGAACAACGAUCGGAGGGGUUACACCACAGAUGGCCGUCGGACGGUCUCUGUUAGAGAUCUGCUCACACCAUAA
Molecule: messenger RNA, 1005 nt
Organism: Emericellopsis cladophorae
Lineage: Eukaryota; Fungi; Ascomycota; Sordariomycetes; Hypocreales; Bionectriaceae
Exons: 2
Coding region: 1-1005 (334 amino acids)
Molecular function (GO): protein dimerization activity
Source: RefSeq, a predicted model, not a curated record